AUGUCAAGAGCUAAGAGGACUGUUGCUAUGGAAGCAAAUAGAAGUGCUAUGUCUGUUAGGGCUAAAGGGUCUGGCUCCAAGAUAGACAACGGUCUGAUUGGCAAUAAAGAAAACCAAGCUCCAAAGCAUAAGGCUGCUAGUGCCAGAUCAAAGGCUUUGUCACAAGCCACGCAGAGCGAUUUGAAUUCGAAGCGUUCUGCUAAGAUUUCCAAAAGUUUGGUGGUUCUACCAUCCGAGAAGGCCAUACAAGAAGCAUUCCAAAACAAAGACACCUCGUUUCUGACAUCUACAUUCACAACUUUGACUACGGCGACGCCCUUACAGUUGUAUCAAGAUCUAAUAGCAGAGACUGAACUAUUGGAGCAACAAAGAACAAAGCUAAUAGCAUCGCUACAGAGCGAGAAUGAUAGACUCAUGGCGAUAAGUGAUGAGAAUCAGAAACUAAAACAGGAGAAUGAAGAGCUCAGGCAGCGUCUUGCAACACAAACACAAUCGGAUACCACCAAUGCAGAAUCCGAAUUGAACAAAUAUGAGACUGUUCUGGACUUAGUUCAGAUGAUGACGGGUCUCUCGUGCUGGAACUAUGAGGAGUCCUCGUCCGAGUUCGUUUUCCAUUUGCAGAAGACAGGUGCCCAUGCCACUCUGUUUUUCAAGAUCACCGCUUACAAGGAUACAAAGACCCAAGAUCUUUACUACGAACCUUUGCUGGACUAUAAUGAUGAUGAAAUACCCACGAACAACGAGCAAAGACUGAGGGAGUGUUUGACGGACUACUUUCUAGAUGAUCUCAAGGUGGGUGUUGGUAAUGCAAAGAGGUUCUUUGGAAAGCUGUCGAGUGAUUUGGACAAGAAGUGA
This is a messenger RNA of Kuraishia capsulata CBS 1993, 855 nucleotides long. RefSeq lists its product as uncharacterized. The record is from RefSeq and is a predicted model, not a curated record. The coding region runs from base 1 to 855 and encodes 284 amino acids. Gene Ontology annotation, molecular function: protein binding. The transcript has a single exon. Lineage: Eukaryota; Fungi; Ascomycota; Pichiomycetes; Pichiales; Pichiaceae.